This is a messenger RNA of Epithele typhae, 1041 nucleotides long. RefSeq lists its product as uncharacterized. NCBI's taxonomy places the organism in Eukaryota, Fungi, Basidiomycota, Agaricomycetes, Polyporales, Epitheliaceae. The record is from RefSeq and is a predicted model, not a curated record. The transcript has 5 exons. The coding region runs from base 1 to 1041 and encodes 346 amino acids.
AUGUACGCCUCGCCCGUCUCCCUCGGAUCGUCUACUCGAGCUCGGCUGCAAACGACCCGCCACAAAGAGAGAGAGAUCGAUGGAGGAGACACGCCCCUCGAAAAACAGGCGGAGACCCAGCAUGCGUCCCAGACGGACUACCCAGCCGGCGACAGCCUCAUCCCCUGCGGCAACGCCGCGAGCCCGCACAUCAAACAAAACGACCUCUUCAAGGCGCAGCGCACGUACCGGCUCGGACGCAAGCCCCGCCUUAAUGACGUCGUGCCCGACAAAGGUUCGCGGGCAUCAGACGGGGACUACUCCGUGCGGGCCGCGGUCAAGGUCGCCGACUUUUCGAUGGGCCGGACGUUCGCGAUGACGAGCGUCGUCGUGAGCGUCUUUGUCAUGUCCGUCCGUGCGGGCGACGCAAUCGAAGACCGCGUGCUGAUCGGGCUCACGCAGAGCACCCCGUUCGACGCGGACCCGCAGAACGUAGACAUCCACACCAUCGUCGUGACCCGCCGGGUGCAGCGGACGCUCCUGUACGAGUGCGACCCCGAGCCUCACCCUCGCCGUGCACCCGCCGUCGCCCGAGCCCGCGGCGGCCCUGACGCCGCCGACGGGGUCAGGGACGGCCACGCGCCGUGGAGCCUGCGGUCCGCCGCGAGCGAGGGGAGCCAGCGCGGCAGGCGGGCGAGAAGCUCGCGGCGCCGUCGCAGGACAUGCGUGCGUGGGCGGCCGAGGCUUUGGGUGAGGUCGGUGGGGGGGCCUGUGGAGGAGCAGGUGGAGGAACCCGAGCGUCGCGCGACGAAGGAGGCGACGCCGACGCGAGGACACAAGACGCUCGGAGGCGACAAACGGCUCGGGAGGUCGUCGACGCGCAAGGGGGCGAAGCGCAAGUCAUUGGGGGAGGAGAGUGACGACGAAGGAUACGGAGACGCGGCGUCGCUGCCCCCGCAGACGCAGGAGCAGGAGGACUCUGAAGGGGAGUCGCGUGUGGCGAAGCGGCCGCGGACAGAGCGGUCGGAGAUAUCUGUCGCGGAAGUAGAGGGUAUGGACUAG